This is a messenger RNA of Lingula anatina, 2602 nucleotides long. RefSeq lists its product as uncharacterized. Gene Ontology annotation, biological process: urea transmembrane transport. NCBI's taxonomy places the organism in Eukaryota, Metazoa, Brachiopoda, Lingulata, Lingulida, Lingulidae. Gene Ontology annotation, cellular component: plasma membrane. Gene Ontology annotation, molecular function: urea transmembrane transporter activity. The record is from RefSeq and is a predicted model, not a curated record.
GCAGGGGACGUACGAUCCUGAAAUUCGUGCGUCCGGUUGUGACCGAGGCUUAAAGUAAGGGUUUGGCAAAGCAGGUCCCUCUUCCCGUUUUAGCUCCUAUGUUCAUAUCUGGGUCAAAACAGGUGUAUGAUAGAUAUAGUGGGAGAAACAAAGAAGUACGGCUCAGUACACAGAAACCGAUAGAGAAUAACACAUCAAGUUACCAACAAGUUACCAUCAAGAUACAUUUUACUGUCUAGAUACCAUCAAAUCACUAGUACCAGCCAUAGAAAUGUGUUUGCGUCUGGUCAGCAGCGUUCUGCUGGGCGUGACAGUGGUGUCCAUCUUCUUUACGCCAGGGGGCGCUGAGCUCUACGGCAGUAACCCAUUCGCUGAGUGUAACAUUAACACCACUUUUAAUGGGACAAUAAGCCAAGGUAUUGUUCCCACGGUGGAACUUGGCAAGGCAGUGGGGCUCAUCCUAGGAUUCGGGUUAUUCGCAGUCCUUGUUGCCAUGGCGUUUAAUCUUGUGAGAAAAUAUGUAUACCACGAUGCAGAUAAUUUAGACACGGCCUUCGACGCAGGUGGAAAAGUUUCCAUUGGACUUACUGCCACGACUAUCGUCUCGCAAUGGACCUGGUCUACUACACUUCUACAGUCAGCUACUGUAGCCAGCAAGUAUGGUAUCAGCGGACCAUUCUGGUAUGCUGCGGGUGCUACAAUCCAAAUCAUUCUUUUCGCCAUCCUCUCUAUCGAACUCAAAACGAAAGCUCCUGGUGCUAAAACAUUCCUACAGGUCAUCAAAGCUCGUUUUGGUAAGGCUACACAUAUUACAUACUGUGUAUUUGCUUGCUUUACCAAUCUGGUCGUAACUGCCUCUUUAUUGCUGUCUGGCACUGCAGUCCUCACCAGUUUAGUUCAAGGCCUCAACAUGGAGAUGGCCUGUAUGAUCAUGGCAUUGAUAGUAGGAGGAUACACGCUCAUUGGUGGACUGGGAGCAACGUUCUACGUGUCCUACUUCAACACAACACUCAUCUUUUCAUUAGUAUUAAUCCUCGUUGUGGAAGUGUAUUACAAUCCGUACGGCAAUGAGAAAAACCCAAUCGGAAGCCCUUCAAAGAUGUAUGAAUGGCUGAGCUGUAUUAAUGGGCCGCCGGGAAACGCCGAGGGAAGUUAUUUGACUUUUUUCUCAAGCGGUGGACUUAUGUUUGGCGUGAUUAAUAUCGUCGGGAAUUUUGGCACAGUCUUCUGCGACCAGGCCUACUGGCAGAGCAGUAUUGCAGCCAAGCCUCUUCAGGGAGUCUGGGGAUUUAUUUCUGGAGGGUUGACUUGGUUUGCGAUACCAUUGACCAUGGCGACAACCAUGGGGCUUGCUUAUCUGGCCUUAGCUGCCGAGUCCGGCCACACCUUGCUGUCGCCAAUAGAAGUGGACAAAGGCCUGGUUCCGCCCCUUGUAGCCCAAAAGCUUCUCGGCACCUCUGGAGAGUACGUUAUCUUACUGCUCAUUCUGAUGGCGGUGAUGUCCACGGGUUCCGCAGAAGUCAUCGCUGUAGCAUCUCUGAUUAUCUACGAUAUCUACAAGAUGUAUAUUAAUCCAUUCAGAAAAGACUUGCCCGACGAUCACUGUAUGCUGUGUGGAAAGCACAGGGUCAACGAGUGCACCUGCAUUCCUGUCAACCUGUGUAAGAUGUGUCACGAAGACGCCGAGGCAGCACGCAGCAAGCACGAGCUGGGAGUCAAACCAUACAACAAGUGUCCAGUCCAUGGGAUGUAUCGGGAGUACUUGGCCCAACUGCUGAACUACAAAAAUUGGUGUAUUCUUUGGGUUUCGGCCAUCACUAUCCCAUGGAUACUGUUCUGUGACGGCGUCCAGUUGAACCUCAGCUGGGUUUUCCUGUUCACCGGCGUACUGAUUGGUUCCGUCGUUAUACCAAUCAGUCUGGCUAUCACGUGGUCUAGGAUGAAUGCUGCAGGAAUGAUAUCAGGUGCUAUUGUCGGCUGUGUUCUUGGCAUUACCUCUUGGCUGGUAACUGCUUCGUAUCACGAGGGAGGACUGGGCAACUUCAUCGUCAACACCGGCAAAGAGGACAGCAUGCUAGUAGGAAAUUGCGUCUCCAUCAGCUCUGGCGGCAUUACCUGCAUCAUUGUCGCUUUCCUGACAAACAGACGGGUCACAAAAGCAGACAUCAUCGCAGAAUGGGAGAAAACUCGUAAUAUCGACAACCCGCUCAAUCCCUGGAUCCAUUUGUACAAACAUAUACCAAGGCGCAGCAAAGGAGAUCGGCCAUCUCACGAUGAAUUUCUUAAGAUGUUCCGACCGGCGAAAAUCACGGCGUAUUCAACCGGCGUCAUCCUCACUGUAGUCCUCGUGAUCAUCUGGCCGGGGAUAAUGGCAGCGCUUCGGGUCCUGAGCAAGGAGCUGUUUGCAGGGUGGACCUAUCUCUCUCAGGGUUGGUCGUUAAUCGCUGCCACCUUUAUCAUCGUCGUCCCUCUUGUGCAGGAAGUGAAAGGGAUAUGGGCACAACACAAGGCCAAUAAGAGAGAUGCAAACGCCACCAACGGGAACGUAGAGAACGGUCUUCGUGCCAUAAGACCAAAUGAAAACGAAAGUGUAUUUUAAUAA